AUGUCAGUGGUGCACCAGCUGUCACCAGGAUGGUUACUGGAUCAUCUUUCUUUCAUUAACAAGAUCAACUAUCAAGUUCACCAGCAUCAUGAGUCUUGUUGCAGUAAAAAUGAGCCCACUACUUCUGUUCACCUUGAUUCUGUGUCCUCCUUUGGAUCCUCAACUAAAUUUAUUGCUUCUGACUCUAUCACUAAGCCCAAGAAUGAUGAUGGAGGAAAUUGUGAAAUGUUCAUACAAAAAUAUAUUUUUAGAUCUGAACUGUUUGAUAUCACUAAACCUUAUAUAACUUCAGCUAUUCACAAGGAAUGCCAACAAAAUAAUGAAAAGGAAGAUUUAAUGAAUGGUGUUAAAAAAGAAAUCUCCAUUUCUACUCAUGGGAAGAAGCGUAAAAGGAGUGUUGGUUUCAAUCAAGGUGAACUGGAUGCUAUGGAAUACCAUGAAAAGAUCAGGGGGCUGAUUUUGGAUGGAUCUUCACAGAUAAUCCAAGAAGGUUUAAAGAGUGGCUUUCUUCAUCCACUUUCUGAAAAACAGGACAAGUGUAAUGAACCCAUUACUUUAUCAUUUGAUACCUGCAAUUUAUCAGAAUUAUGUGAAAUGGCAAAGCAUUUGCCUUCUCUGAAUGAAAUGGAACUUCUAACAUUACAAUUGAUGGAAAACGAUAUGUCUGUUACAGAGCAGGAUUUAUUUUCACGGAUUGUUGAAAACAACUCUAGAUUUACAAAAAUGAUUACUUUAAUGGGACAGAAAUACCUGGUGCCACCAAAAAGCAGUUUUCUUUUGUCUGACAUUUCUUGUAUGCAACCGCUUCUGAAUUGUAGGAAAACAUAUGAUGUGAUUGUGAUAGAUCCACCAUGGCAGAACAAGUCAGUUAAAAGAAGUAACAGGUAUAGUUAUUUGUCACCACUGCAAAUAAAACAAAUACCUAUCCCUAAACUGGCUGCUCCAAACUGUCUUGUUAUUACUUGGGUGACUAAUAGACAGAAGCACUUACGUUUUGUAAAGGAAGAACUUUAUCCUUCGUGGUCUGUGGAGAUAGUUGCUGAAUGGCACUGGUUAAAAAUUACCAAUUCAGGAGAGUUUGUGUUCCCAUUAGAUUCUACUCACAAAAAGCCUUAUGAAGGUCUUAUACUGGGGAGAGUUCAAGAAAAAACUACUUUACCAUUAAGGAAUAUGCUCCCCAUUCCAGAUCACAAGUUAAUUGUCAGUGUACCCUGUGCCCUUCACUCUCAUAAGCCACCUCUUGCUGAGGUUUUAAAAGACUAUAUCAAGCCAGAUGGGGACUAUUUGGAAUUGUUUGCUCGAAAUUUACAGCCCGGUUGGACUAGUUGGGGCAAUGAAGUCCUCAAAUUUCAACACUUGGAUUAUUUUAUUGCUCUAGAGUCUAGAAGCAGACUCUGA
Molecule: messenger RNA, 1398 nt
Organism: Pipistrellus nathusii (Nathusius's pipistrelle)
Lineage: Eukaryota; Metazoa; Chordata; Mammalia; Chiroptera; Vespertilionidae
Source: the annotation of a GenBank genome assembly